GUAAAUUGUGCUUGUGCUGAGGGCGUGGACAAAUAGCUGGGAAGUAUGGGACAGUAAAUGCGGUCUGAUGCAAAGUAACACUUUUUUCAUCUUUGCUGCUGGUUGAAUGUAAAUGAAGACUUGCAUUCACCGUGGUUAGAAGAGAAUUUAGGGUUACUGUGGCUUUCUUUCUGUUCUGCCACGUCCUCUUCACAUGGCCUAUUUUUCAGUCAUCCUGUUCCUUCACUCAGGGGGAGAACUCUUCCAUUAUUCUGGUGGCCUCAGGUGAAAUACAGAGCUGUUUCAAGGCUGCUCUGAGUGACAUAGCUGCUUCCCGUCAUUUUCUAUUACGCCCAGGCUAUAAAGACAACCUGUACUACAGUGUAACAUCGAGCACUCCCAAGCAGCUUUGGCUGGGCCCUCCUCCAGUCUUCAGCGAUGGACUAAGCAGCAGGCAGGUACAGAGCUCUUGCUCCUUGCUCUAGGAAAGCUUUCUACAGGGGCGUUUGCGCUCCAGAGCUUGUCUGCUGCUAGUUGACCCCAGUGGAGCCUUGAGCUUUGCUGUCACUGAAAAUAAACCCCUUGGCACGGAGCCGUGCCAGAUCCUCAGCCUCUGCACUUCAGUGUGCCCGGCUCUACGUGAAGCUACUAAUACUGGCCCAUCUUUUUGCCUGGGUGAUGGAUGUGUAGCUGGCAUUCACGUUUGCAUGGCCGUUGGCGAUCCCUGGAAUAAGAAGUGGAACAGCCUUUGAGAACAGAACAAAGAUGGAAUGAUUAUGAGAACUGAUCUUCAUAGAAACUGAGGCAUGAAAAUACGUAAUGACAGGCAGGGAGACAUCAUAGACAUGCCAACAUUAUCUUUCAUCUCAGACAAUACAAGUGAGAGCAUGGAUGCUAAGUGCCAUACGGCACAUUUGGAAGUGAAGGGAAGAACCAGUGCUUUGCAGUCAGAAGCAUCCACCAAUGCAGAGGAGCUGGAAGAGCUCUGCUGCAAGCAGGUCACAGCUGCUGAUAUUGAACUUGAGAAGAUGAGGUGGGAUUUUGUUCUGGCUAAACUGAAGUAUGAACAUGAGGACAAUGAAAAGCAAAGGCUUCAUGAGGAGAGAAUGGAGCAGAUUCAUCAACAGGCAGUGAAAAGAUCGUUUAGCCAAGGACUGCAAGAUCUACUCCAGCCCCCAAACCAGUAUGCCUUGUUCCUGUACUGCUUCAUCUUUAUUCAUGUUAUUUAUACAGUAAAGGAUCUGGCCUUCUACUUUUUCCACAACCAUUACCUGUUCUGUUUUGCUAUUGUGUUCUUUUUCAUUCUCAAAAAGAUUUUCCAGGACUACAAAAAUAAGAAAAAAUGCUUUUAAAAAAGGCAGUGUUCAUUUUUCUGCCCCUAAUUUUGCUGCUUUUUAUCAUCCUUUACUCACCAUGCCAAUCAUACGUGCAGGAUUUCAGCUAAGAUUAUAUGCACAGAAUGUAAUAAUACAAAACUGAUUUUCUGAAGAAAAUUGGGAUUGUAUGACAUCAUUUGACUUCAUGCUGUCUCACCAACAUGUUUAACAUCAUUCAGGGGCAUUCAUCUAUACAAAUAAACUGAU
Cygnus atratus (black swan) is the source of this 1562-nucleotide messenger RNA. RefSeq names its product transmembrane protein 247 (gene TMEM247). Bases 786 to 1331 code for a protein of 181 amino acids. The transcript has 4 exons. NCBI's taxonomy places the organism in Eukaryota, Metazoa, Chordata, Aves, Anseriformes, Anatidae. The record is from RefSeq and is a predicted model, not a curated record. Gene Ontology annotation, cellular component: endoplasmic reticulum.